Pipistrellus kuhlii (Kuhl's pipistrelle) is the source of this 2606-nucleotide messenger RNA. RefSeq names its product solute carrier family 16 member 12 (gene SLC16A12). Lineage: Eukaryota; Metazoa; Chordata; Mammalia; Chiroptera; Vespertilionidae. The transcript is spliced from 7 exons. Gene Ontology annotation, molecular function: monocarboxylic acid transmembrane transporter activity. The coding region runs from base 556 to 2016 and encodes 486 amino acids. Gene Ontology annotation, biological process: transmembrane transport; monocarboxylic acid transport. The record is from RefSeq and is a predicted model, not a curated record.
CUGUUCGUGGGGAGGGUCCGGCCGUCCCGGAGGGAGCCGGCCCGGGGACACCGCGAGCCCAUUCAUUACAUAACCGCGAGCGCCCCUCCUCCCCGCGCCCCUCUCCCCUCGCCCAGCCGCACGGCGGAGCGCGGAUCCCAGGGAGCAACCCCAUUCUCCCGCCCGGCGGAGAGUCCAGGGCGGAGCGGGGGGCUGAGCACCGGGGUCCCCCGCCGCGCCCUCCUCCCCGGCGCUGCCCGCCGCCCGGACACCAGCCCCGCAGGCGCCUCCGCCCCGCGCUCCCCGCCCCUCGGAAGCGCGGCCCGCGGCGCCCGGGGCCCGGGAAGGGGCCGCCGCUCAGGGACGCGGCGCGGUGGGUGCAUCCCGGAGGCAUGUCCGAGCGCCGCCGCCGGGGCUGCAGCGGUCCACGCGAGAUGGCCCACAGUAACCGAUGUGCCAGGUAGCAUUCUAUGCCAAUCCUGAAUGCCAGCAGGAAGUCAUAGGACAAUAAACUCUUCCAAGAUCAUAACUGGGCUGUUGGAAUAACUUGGAAAAGAAGAAAAAAGAAUCGAAACCAUGACAAAAGUAACUAGAGCCCGGCCCUCCUCCCCCCCGGAUGGAGGCUGGGGCUGGAUGAUUGUGGCUGGCUGUUUCCUCGUCACCAUCUGUACCCGGGCAGUCACCAGAUGUAUUUCAAUUUUUUUUGUGGAGUUCCAAACAUACUUCACUCAGGAUUAUGCACAAACAGCUUGGAUCCAUUCCAUUGUAGACUGUAUGACCAUGCUCUGUGCUCCGCUUGGGAGUGUUGUCAGUAACCAUUUAUCCUGUCAAGUGGGAAUCAUGCUGGGUGGCUUGCUUGCAUCUACUGGUCUCAUCCUGAGCUCCUUUGCCACCAGUCUGAAGCAUCUCUACCUCACUCUGGGAGUUCUUACAGGUCUUGGAUUUGCACUCAGUUACUCUCCAGCUAUUGCCAUGGUUGGCAAGUAUUUCCACAGACGGAAAGCCCUUGCUUAUGGGAUCGCCAUGUCGGGAAGCGGCAUUGGAACCUUCAUCCUGGCUCCUGUGGUCCAGAUCCUUAUUGAGCAGUUUUCCUGGCGGGGAGCACUGCUCAUUCUUGGGGGCUUCGUUUUGAAUCUUUGUGUUUGCGGUGCCUUGAUGCGGCCAAUUACUCUUAAAGAGUACCAGACAAGUCAAGAGCCAAACCAUGUCUGCAGAACUCGAAAACAAGACUUUAAGCGGGCGUCGCCUUGUUCAACUUGGACAAAAAAAUGGGUGCAGACCUGCCUCUGUUGCUCUUUGCAGCAGGAGUACAGUUUCUUACUGAUGCCAGACUUCGUCGUAUUAGCUGUCUCUGUUCUGUUCAUGGCUUACGGCUGCAGCCCUCUCUUUGUGUACUUGGUGCCUUAUGCUUUGAGUGUUGGAGUGAGUCACCAGCAAGCUGCUUUCCUUAUGUCCAUACUUGGGGUGAUUGACAUCGUUGGCAAUGUCACAUUCGGAUGGGUAACCGACAGAAGGUGUCUGAAGAACUACCGGUAUGUUUGCUACCUCUUUGCCGUGGGACUAGAUGGGCUCUGCUAUCUCUGCCUACCAAUGCUUCAAAGUCUCCCACUGCUCGUGCCUUUUUCUUGUACUUUUGGCUACUUCGAUGGUGCCUAUGUGACCUUGAUCCCAGUAGUGACUGCAGAACUAGUGGGGACCGCCUCUUUGUCAUCAGCACUCGGGGUGGUGUACUUUCUUCAUGCAGUGCCAUACUUGGUGAGCCCACCCAUUUCAGGAUGGCUAGUAGACACGACUGGCAGCUACACAGCAGCAUUUCUUCUCUGUGGAUUUUCAAUGAUAUUUAGUUCCGUGCUGCUCGGCUUUGCUAGACUUGUGAAGAAGAUGAGAAAACCCCAGCUGCGGACCCUUGCCAAAGAGUCUGAUGCCAAACUGCAGCUAUGGACCAACGGAUCGGUGGCUUAUUCUGUAGUAAAUGAAUUAGAUCAGAAAGACCGGGAAUCUGUGGCCAUUGCUGUGCCUGGUUACAACCCCACCUGACCAGUGGCCUUGAGCUUGGGAAUCUGCAGGGCUAAGAGAGAUGGGACCCCUGGAAUGUACACGUUUCUAAAGCAUUUUAUUUUGGCAGAAGCAUUGCCUUCCAAGGAAAUAAUUAUUGUUUGGUUUUUAAAAAAAAACAUAUUUAUAGGGGGAAAUAGCAAGUAACAAAGCAAGCUGGACUGGCUCAGAGUUUCCUCAUUUGGGAUUUGCACUCACAAUGGAACUCACAUCUUUCAGGCAAGCGAGCAUCACCCAGUAGAGAAUGCUAGAACAUAGCUGAUAUAAUUAGCUGCAAGUAGGGGUAAAUUCAGGGCAUGAACAAAGAAGAUGACACUGGACAGUAGCUUUGUCUCAAACUCUCUGGCCCUCCACUUUCCUUCAGUGAGAAGGUGAAGAGAAGCAUUGACAUGUAGGUCUGUCUACCUUAUACUGUGUGAAGAAAGGCAUCGGCUUAGGCAUGGUAGUGGAAGGUGAAGGUGCCAAACCUUUUUCAUAGUGGAGCUUCUCAUUAGCAUUUUAAACAGGAUUGUUAAAGGAUACUUUAGAUUCUUUAAGACAGUGAUUGAUACAGAAGGAAAGUGACUAUCUCC